AAGCAAAAAUACUCGUAAGAGGAGAGAAAACAAAAAAGAAAACGACGUCCGCCGGCAAGGCCCAGGACCAGACACACACAGAUGCCAUUUGCAGCACCUGGAUGGACUGGCGGCUGCCAUUUCUUGCAAAAAUAUAUCCAUGCCGAACCGAAGCCCCAAGCCCAUUGGCAGGCGGCAGGUGGCAGUCGACACUACCCUCCUCCUGCAUUGGAGAUGGGAGCGUGAGAAGGUGGAUGGACAUUUCUUGAGUGCUUUCCUGCCACUGUUUCCUCGCACACUCCACUCGUCCUGCUCGAUGAUGAUGAUGAUGAUGCGUGGCCAAGUUCAUUUUAUUUAUUACCGCCGCGCCUCGACUGAGCAAACAUUCACCAAAUUCCUCCUCAAAGGAUAUCCCCCUCCCCGCCAUACGAGCCUGUACAUCCAUAUACAACGCUCUCGGUUUGUGCGGUUCUGGCGAGGCCAUUCCUGGAGCCCUGAAACCAAACUAUUCGCACGCUUUGUGUUGGAUCAAACACAUUCCAUGCAGGAGCUUUUGGGGCAAAUCGCAUCUGAAGGAUAUGGCAUAGAGGAAUUCCUUCUCCUCAGCCCCAAAAACGAGGUACAACUAUGCACAACGAAAUAUUAUAGACUCUAAGGGGAGGAGUAAUAUAAUGUAUCAGAAAUACCUUUGCGGAAAACUCACUGGCUUAAUCUUUACUUCCAAAUAAUUUCCAAAAAAGAGAUUUUUGCUGGAAA
Messenger RNA from Drosophila pseudoobscura, 735 nucleotides. RefSeq lists its product as uncharacterized. Bases 140 to 634 code for a protein of 164 amino acids. Lineage: Eukaryota; Metazoa; Arthropoda; Insecta; Diptera; Drosophilidae. The record is from RefSeq and is a predicted model, not a curated record. The transcript is spliced from 2 exons.